GGUGGUGGUGCUGCGGGGUGUGUGUCUCGCACACGCACACGCGCGGCAGCCCGGGACCGCAGGCGCCUCCUCCCCGCCGCAUUAAAACGAGCCAAGUUUCCACGCCGCGGGCAGCCGCACGUCGGAGAGCGGCGCCGGGUCGGGUCCGGUGCUGCAGCCCCGCUGGGACCGGCCCGGCCCCAGGAUGCACCUGAACGCCACGGCUCCUCCGGCCGUGAGCGGCGGCCCCCUCCACCUGCACCCCAUCGGUUACGCCAAUGCCUCCAACCGCUCCGACCUGCUCCCCAAAGUGCCCGACGAGGAGGACCUGGACGUUAACACCGAUAUCUACUCCAAAGUGAUGGUGACCGUCAUCUACUUGGCUCUUUUCCUGGUGGGCACGGUGGGUAACUCCAUCACGGCGUACACGCUGGUGCGCAAGAAGUCGCUGCAGAACCUGCAGAGCACCGUGCACUACCACCUGGCCAGCCUCGCCUUCUCCGACCUCCUCAUCUUCCUCCUCUGCAUGCCCAUCGAGCUCUACAACUUCAUCUGGGUCCAUCACCCCUGGGCUUUUGGGGGGGCCGUCUGCAAGGGCUACUACUUCCUCCGGGACGCCUGCACUUAUGCCACGGCGCUCAACAUCGCCAGCCUCAGCGUGGAGCGCUACAUGGCCAUCUGCCACCCUUUCAAAGCCAAGAGCAUCAUGUCCCGUAGCCGCACCAAGAAGUUCAUCAGCUGCAUCUGGAUCGCUUCUUUUCUCCUCGCCAUUCCCAUGAUCUUUACCAUGGGGGAGAUCUACGGCAAGGACCAGAAUCCCGACUCCCUCAUCUGCACCACCAUCGUGGACGCCUCCACGCUGAAGACGGUCAUCCAGGUCAACACUUUCAUCUCCUUCGUGUUCCCAAUGGUCGUCAUUUCUGUGCUCAACACCAUCAUUGCCAACCAGCUCAUGGUCAUGUUCAAGCAGGCUGCCCAGGAAAACCAGGUCUGCACCAUCGGUGGGCAGCAGACGAUGCUCAGCAUGUCCAUGGAGCCCAACCGUGUGCAAGCCUUGAAGCACGGCGUGAGGGUCCUGCGUGCUGUGGUGAUUGCCUUCGUGGUCUGUUGGCUCCCUUAUCACAUACGGCGUCUCAUGUUUUGCUAUGUCCCCUCCAGUCACUGGACAGACUCCCUUUUCAACUUCUACCACUACUUCUACAUGCUGACAAACGUCCUCUUCUACAUCAGUUCGGCGAUCAACCCCAUCCUCUACAACCUGGUGUCUGCAAACUUCCGACAGAUCUUCCUGUCUACGCUCACGCUCCUGUGCCUGCCAUGGAGGAAGAAGAAGAAACGACUGGCCUUCACCAGGAAAUCCAACAGCAUCUCCAGCAACCACACAUUUUCCAGCCAGGUCACAAGGGAAACUACAUACUGAAGCCAAAGGAUGAAGGGAAACGCAUUUCAUCGCGGAGUCAAAACUUGAGAGAGGCCUCUGUGACUUUCAUGCAUGGUCUCCAAAUUCACGUGUAACACAAAUGUGUUUAGCAAAGUCAUUUUUGUUGGAAGAAUAGGCUUCGUUCUGCCAGUAACUUUGAGGUUAUUUUAAAGCAUUGGCCUUGCCUCUUGUGAGUAAUGUCUACACGUUUUGUAACUUCAGUCUGGCAUAAAUCAAGAUGCAGUGUUAACUGGGAAGCCAAAAUAUGUUAUACUUAGGCAAAAAUCAUACUGCGUUCAUCCUUGUCUCAAUGCAGAGAUGCCAUGUUCACAUCCAAGGGUUUGAGAUCCCGUCUCUUGGUGGCACCGAGCAGAGAGUCUGAUGAGGAGAAAGCAGUUUUGAACAGAAAAGGAUGUUUUUGGAGAAUGGACAUGCUGUUCUAUGGGAUGUUCAAUGGAUGAGGAGUGAAAACUCAGGGAGCCAGGUGGUUACUUUAGGAAUAUGUCUACUUUAUGAGUAAUAUGACCUAGGUGCUCAGAAGAGCCAGUCUGGCUCCUUGGAAUGAAAUAACAACAUAUGAUGCCUUACCUAGGUUGGGGUGGCUGUGGCUUGGGGGAAUGAGGGUCACCUUUCACUUUAGGGCAUCUAUAGUGCCUGGCACAGUGAAUCCCCUCUCCUGCUGGUAUUGGUACUGCAACAUCAACAAAUAGCAAAGUCUCUGGCAAAGUCAAGAAUGCAGAAACUCUGCCCAGCUGGAGCACUGAGAAUGAACAGAAAUGGAAAAUCUUCCUUUUUCCAUAUAGCUAAAUCCUGUUUUAAACCUGGGAGAACAGUUAGCUGGCCUGCAUUAAGAGAUGAAAAAGUGUCAAGCUCUGUGGACCUUCAGAUUUUUCCCAUUCUUAUUCCAAUUUUACUUGCUUCCUUACCAUUUUCACAAACUGAUAGCUCAGAGGUCACAUCAGUUGUAAGCAGCAGGGCCUCUUGUUCUGCCUAUUAUUUCUUUUUGCUGCCAGACCUGCUGUCACCCUGAUCUGCACAGAAGAAUCUUCAGGUAUUGCAAAUGGAGGACUCAAGAAGGUCUAAACUGGGGAGUCUUAGCUCUAAAAUAACUUUCUUUUAACAGGCAAAAGGAACAGAAACAAGACCUGAAAAUUCUCCUUGACAUUUCUCAGAUGGUCAGGAUAGGUAGCAUGAGCUUUUCCCCCAUAUGGUUCCACUUCUAACAGCCCGCUGUGCAGUGUACCAACUGCUCCAGAGUCUUUGGCAAAGGAAAUCGCACACUUCUGGGACAAGCUAAAGGGCUUUCCCUGCUGUCACAUCACCACAUGGUGACCUGCAUGAACCUGGAACCAAUCCAUCAUCCUCUGCAACCUCUGCUGUGAUUUAUUGGCGGUGACCUUGCAUCCCCUUUCACACCACAUUUUGUUAGGAGAGCAGGGCUUGCCCCUUUAUGAUGACAAAUGAGAAGAGUCACUUGGCUCAAUUCUGCUUUCUGAUCCCAUGUCACUCUUCAGCUAACAAGCAUCCUUGGUACUUAGCAGAAGUCUCAAUGAUGGAGAUGUGGAUCUAGUCCCAGUGAUGAACUCACACAGUGAUGGAGACGACUUACUGAUCCACUGGGUACCGGUGAAUUCUCCUGAUAUAGAUGUGCUAUCAUGGAAUAUCUCAGGUUGAAAGGGACUUAUAAGGAUCAUUGAGCCUGACUCCCUGGGCUAGUGAUUUAAGUCCUAUUGGGCUUAGGACAUAGAGAAAACAAUUGCAGAGCAUUUGCUGUGAGUCAUUAGAGAAAGCCAUCUGCUUCUGAGGAAUAUAUAACCUGAAGUUGUAAAGACUUAACUACCAUCAUAGACCUGGCGACCAUCAGCCAUGGCCCCCAGCCACACCAGGGAUUGGAGAUUAUUUUAACCCUUAGUACAGAACCACUCCAAAAGAAAGGGCUCAAAAUAGAAGUCAGUGAGGCUUUAGUUUCAGUUUCUUCUGAUUCAGCCAAACUGCAAGCUCUCUUCUGUCAUGCCUUCUAAUUCCUUGCCCUGGUUGUACCAAACAGGGGGCAGAGAUUACAGCUGACAAAGCACUUUAGUUGCUCGUGCACAGCUGACUCCUCUUUGGCAAGAAAAACAGGUAAUGGCACACACAAGAGAAUAAAGAAAGAAAAAAGCAAAAAGGAGACUGGUCUCUUUGGAAGGAAAUCUGAGAAAUCAGUAAAUGUCAUCUGUCUGCCUGUUAGAAAUAGCUUAGGCAGGCUGGAGAAAGCUCUAGAAUACCGAUACGUACUGCCCUGUACAAUGAGCAAAGGAAGAGGAGUCUUAAUGUCACACACUUAACAUUGGCACUUCCAGUGUUUCUGGAGAGGAUCCGCAUAUUUUAACUUCACCUCUAAAAUGAGCCAGCAGCUGGGAGGUGGUUUUGGAAACCUCCCACAGAAGCUGUAACUGUUGCUUUGACUUCCCUUGGGAUUUAACAUCCUGCGUGUCUCAGUUGCUUUUGAAAGGUUAAACAUUAUUAAUAUACUCCUUCCACACCAACCAACCUGCUGAAAUGUGCUGGGUUAUCUUAGAAAACACUGUUCAAAACCUUGUUGUUUCACAUAAGAUGCUUGUAUCAGAUUUUCAUUACUGAGAUACAUAGGCAGAAUACAGAAUAUUCGAUCACAGCUCAGAGAAACUGGUGGGUUUAUUUCUGGUUUGACAUGAAAAUGGGAACAAGCUGGAGUAAAAAUGAAGUUAUCAUAAACUCUUCCCACAGUAUUUGUUGGGCCACUCAAGUCCUAAAGGGAUGACUAUUCAGGGGGAUGUAUCCAAGCAGUUUGAGGGGUUCUACAGCUCCGUUCCUGCAAUUUAACAUGGGAGCAGACCUAAAUCUAUGGCCUUAAUCUGAGAUUGAGGCUCAAAGCUACCUCUUUCACUGGCCAAAUCUGACUACCUUGAGCUGAGAAGUGUAAAUUACAGCUGAUUUCAUCCUCUCCCCCCUCCUCACCUAUUUUUGCUAUGGUCAAUAGAGAUAUUUAGUGCCCUUGAGCUCAAAGAAGUGAGGAUAACUCACUGCAGGACGCCAUGGUUUUGUAAAGGAAAGCAUGACACCAUAGAGAAGGAAAUAGUACAAACUGCCCAGUAUAUGCUAGAAAACUAGCUCUUUCCAUGUCUUCUAACAACAGUUGAACUAUGAACCCAACAAGGUUUAGCUUUAAACCUAAGUGAGUACAAGUGGCUUUUGCCAUUAGACAACAUGCAUCCUCCCAUCCUUUGCAUUCCUGUCUUGUCUGGGGCAGAGGUGAGUGUUGGAGCAGCACGAUGUUAAUCUAUGCAAAUUUCCUGUAAGUGUUUUGAAAUGUUUGUUCCCACUUCAUAAAGUAUCUGUUGAACCCACAGAUGUGAAGUGCUGCCAGAUGGAUCCCGAGAAAUUCCCAUCUGAAGAGAGUCUACCAAACGACCUCUUUCAAAUGCUAUUUUGAGGCUUUGUUUCUCUUCACAGCAUCCUUGCUAGGGCCAUCCGUUUGGCAGCGUGUGAAAUCAGGUUUACAAAGUCAUGAUGCGAUUUGGAAACCUCCCCCAGACAGGACUUUCUCACCAAAGGCCCAGCACACAUCAGUGUUUGAGUGCUCUGCUGAGCUCGUCUAUUUUGUAAAGUGCAUGAGACCUCGCUCCAAUGACUGCGCCCCUAAAGGAGAACACUAAAUGGAAAAGCCAAAGGAGGGUUAGGAGGACACAGGCUGUAAACAUGGUAAUAGCAGGACCUUUGCACUUAUAGCAUCAAACAUUCAGUGAAAUAAAACCCAAGGUGCGCUCUUGCUGCAGACAGCUUGUGUUGCAGGUUUGAACCCUUCAUCGUGGGGCUGCCAUCCCUACCGUGCCCCUGGACAGACAUCCACAUGGCAUGAGAGAGCUAGAGCUUACCUGUACAACACCUUGAGUGUCAGUCUGAUACCUUCCUGGCUGUGUUGUUUGGUAGCUGUUUAAACUAAGGUGUAUCUGCUUGAGCUCAGGCUGGUUCUUAACAUUACAGUUCUCCUGUUCUCGGUCUGGAUUCGGUUAGUACGACAACAGGAAUUGCCAAUCCAAAAUCUCAUGGUGCCCUGUCCUGGCUUUGUGAUCAAGAGUCCUUCCCCAGCCGUGCCACCUGAUAGUCCUGCACAUAUUGUAUUUAAAUGGCGAAUACUUUUUGAAGUGCACCUUUUAUUUUCUGAGAUACAAAACGUUGAUGUGCUUUAUUUUCUGUGGCCUGUUGUGCAAUGGGGAAAAAAGAUGAAUGUUGCAAGUGAGUCAGCGUCUCCUUUGUAGUAUUUUCUGUGACAAAGGGAAGGAAGAGGGUGUAAAAUCCUUUUGUGUAGCAAUGGGAACCACUCUUUUGAUGUAACAUGCUGUUAUUGAUACUGUAUUUACUGAUCGAACUGCAAUGAAAUGGUUACUUCUUGAUAUAGCCUUUGUACUGUAUGGUAUCUUAUUUUAUUUUGUCAUUUAUUGAUCCUAAGAAAUAAACAUCCAAAUUUAA
Molecule: messenger RNA, 5887 nt
Organism: Pezoporus flaviventris
Lineage: Eukaryota; Metazoa; Chordata; Aves; Psittaciformes; Psittacidae
Gene: NTSR1
Product: neurotensin receptor 1
Exons: 4
Coding region: 185-1399 (404 amino acids)
Biological process (GO): neuropeptide signaling pathway
Cellular component (GO): plasma membrane
Molecular function (GO): G protein-coupled neurotensin receptor activity
Source: RefSeq, a predicted model, not a curated record